Molecule: messenger RNA, 5607 nt
Organism: Xenopus tropicalis (tropical clawed frog)
Lineage: Eukaryota; Metazoa; Chordata; Amphibia; Anura; Pipidae
Gene: mtmr4
Product: myotubularin related protein 4
Exons: 18
Coding region: 149-3430 (1093 amino acids)
Biological process (GO): phosphatidylinositol dephosphorylation; phosphatidylinositol biosynthetic process; midbody abscission
Cellular component (GO): membrane; cytosol
Molecular function (GO): phosphoprotein phosphatase activity; protein phosphatase binding; phosphatidylinositol-3,5-bisphosphate 3-phosphatase activity
Source: RefSeq, a predicted model, not a curated record
GACAGCUGGAACAGCUGCCCCUCCCUCCCUGCCUCCUCCCUUCUGCCUGGGCGAUGGAGCGGCCGCAGUGAGCUGGCUCUGGCUGCACAAGACGAAGAAGGCGACGCGAUGGUUACACCGGCCCAGCCCUUGGGUGCGAGCUGUCAGCAUGAGUGAGCCCCCGCCGCGCCCACACUGCUCGGUGCUCAGCUGCUUCGGUGAUGAGCCCCCUAGCCUAGAAUACAUUCAGGCCAAGGAUCUUUUUCCACCAAGGGAACUUGUAAAGGAGGAGGAAAAACUGCAGGUACCAUUCCCAGUACUGCCAGGUGAAGGAGUGGAAUAUUUAGGAAGCGCAAAUGAUGCAGUCAUAGCUAUCUCUAAUUACCGUUUGCACAUCAAGUUCAAAGAUUCUGUCAUCAAUGUGCCUUUAAGGAUGAUUGAGGCAGUGGAGAGUCGGGACAUGUUCCAGCUGCAGAUCAUAUGCAAGGAUUCUAAAGUAGUCAGGUGCCACUUUUCCACAUUUAAGCAAUGCCAGGAAUGGCUGAAGAGACUGAGCAGAGCCACAUUACGCCCAGCAAAACAAGAAGAUCUUUUUGCAUUUGCCUAUCAUGCCUGGUGCCAGGGGAUUUGCACAGAUGAGGAGGAGCCCCUUAUACACCUUUGUCGCCCUGGUGACCAUGUAAAGUCCCGAUUUCAGAUGGAACUGGUACGCAUGGGUUUUGAUUUGCAAAAUGCUUGGAGAGUGUCUGAGAUUAACAACAAUUACAAACUUUGCCCAAGUUAUCCCCAGAAGCUUCUUGUACCUGUCUGGAUCACUGAUAAGGAAUUGGAGAAUGUUGCUUCCUUCAGAUCCUGGAAGCGCAUCCCUGUUGUUGUGUACAGGCAUACACGCACAGGAGCAGUGAUUGCCCGGUGCAGCCAGCCUGAGAUUAGCUGGUGGGGCUGGCGCAAUGCAGACGAUGAAUAUCUUGUAACUUCCAUUGCGAAAGCCUGUGCACUAAACCCAGCUGUACGUAUGCCUAAUGGAAACGCCUCUAGCAAAGAAAACAAAGAUGGAAGCGACAAUUCAGACACCGACUUUGAUUCUUCCUUGACAGCUUGCCCUGUGGAGGGUGGAGGUGUACCUCAGAAGCUACUCAUAGUAGAUGCCAGAUCUUACACAGCUGCUGUGGCAAACCGAGCAAAAGGAGGAGGAUGUGAAUGUGAAGAAUAUUAUCCAAACUGUGAAGUGGCGUUCAUGGGAAUGGCUAAUAUCCAUUCAAUUCGGAACAGCUUUCAGUAUCUUAGAGCUGUGUGUAACCAGGUGCCCGAUCCAGGAAACUGGCUCUCAGCAUUGGAAAGUACAAAGUGGCUACAGCACCUGUCUGCCAUGUUGAAAGCAGCAACGGUUGUGGCUAAUGCAGUAGACAGGGAAGAGAGGCCUGUGCUGGUUCAUUGCUCAGAUGGCUGGGACAGAACGCCACAGAUUGUUUCUCUGGCAAAGCUACUGCUGGAUCCAUAUUAUCGAACUUUAGAAGGUUUCCAGGUAUUGGUUGAAACGGAUUGGUUAGAUUACGGACAUAAAUUUGCCGACCGAUGUGGCCAUCAAGAAAAUACAGAAGAUCAAAAUGAACAAUGUCCAGUCUUCCUGCAGUGGCUUGAUUGUAUCCAUCAGCUGCUACUCCAGUUCCCAUGUCACUUUGAGUUUAACCAUGCUUUUCUGGUGAAGUUAGUGCAACACACAUAUUCAUGCCUGUAUGGAACCUUCCUUGCCAACAACUUGUGUGAGCGAGAGAUGCGAAACAUUUACAAAAGAACUUGCUCAGUUUGGUCCUUGCUUAGGACUGGCAACAAAAAUUUUCACAACCUAUUGUACAUGCCUGGAAGUGAUCUGGUACUGCAUCCUGUUUGUCACGUUCGAGCACUUCAGCUUUGGACAGCUGUAUAUCUGCCAGCAACAUCACCUUGUACUCCUAUGGAUGAUAGGAUGGAAAUGUAUCUUACCCCUGCUUCCCAGGGACCAGAGUUUAAUGCCAGAUCCCUUGACAGGUUACCAAAAACCCGAUCAAUGGACAAUCUUCUGACUGCAUGUGACGGCGGGGGACUACUGACACGUACUUCUAGUGACCCCAAUCUUAACCAUCAGGGCAUCCUAGAACCAUGCAGCUCCAGCAAGGAGGGCAAUGAGACUGAAAUUCAUGAUAUUCAGCAGCAGGCUUUAUCAACAGAGCCCAAGGAAGAAGGAAGGGAUCUUGACAGUAAAAGCACUGAGUGUGAAAAUAAGGAUACAGGCGAAUUUAGAAAUCAGACUAAUAAUGAACAAAAUGCUCUUAAAAAUAGUUUAUCAGUCGCCAAACUAGAUUCUGUAGAUGACAGACGUGAUCACUUUAAAUCUGUACUGGAAAAUAAUUCUGUUAUUCCAGUGCCAAGCAACAUAGGGACAAUCAAAGAUGAUAAUAGCCACAGUAAUGGGAUCUCAGGGCAUCUUCCAGUUCCAGUCUUGGUUACUAAUGGAUCUGUUCAAAACAAGCCCUGUGUAGAUGUUAGCAAAGCUAUGAAACUAUCUACUGAGUUGUCUAGGACUGACAAAAAGCCUGGGUUUCAAACACAGCGGGACGAAUUCUCUUUAUUUGCAUCCAACUGGGACAGUUUACCAGGGAUGAUGAGAUCUGUUCCUCUGUGUGAGGUUGGUCUACGACGCCCUCUCUCCUAUGACUGUUCUACAAGGAGUCAGCACAACAGGAAUGGAAGACAUACUACCAAACUAACUGGAAAUUUACCUGCCUCUUUUCACUGCCCUGGGCUCUUUACUAAAAGCUGCAGAUGUGUGAUGGCUUGUCAUACAAAGCAGAUACAGAGUGGCAGAUUCUUACCAUUGGCAUGUCCAUCCCCAGCUCCACUCAUUUAUCAGGAUGAUGAUGGUUUGCCGAUUCCCAGUGAUGUGGUACAGCAGAGACUCAGGCAAAUGGAAGCAAGUUACAAACAAGAAGUAGAUCUUCUUCGAAGGCAGGUAUGGGAAUUGCAGCUCCAGUUAGAGAUCCGGCAGUAUUGCGCACCACCUUCUGAACCAGAAGCAGACUAUGAAGAUGAUUUUACAUGUGUAAAAGAGUCUGAUGGUAGUGAUAUGGAUGACCUCUAUUCAGAUAAGAGUGAAGACAGACUCUCUGAAGCAAGUUGGGAGCCAGUGGAUAAAAAGGAAACUGAGGUAACAAGAUGGGUCCCUGACCACAUGGCUUCACAUUGCUUUAACUGUGACUGUGAAUUCUGGCUGGCGAAACGUAGACAUCACUGCAGAAAUUGCGGUAAUGUGUUCUGUGCCGCCUGUUGCCACUUGAAGCUUCCUAUACCUGACCAGCAGCUGUACGACCCUGUGCUUGUGUGCAACACGUGCUAUGACCACAUCCAAGUGAUGCGCGCAAGGGAACUCAUGUCUCAGCAGCUGAAGAAACCCCUCGCUGCAGCCUCAAGCUGAAUGCUAACCUAAAAACCUGUUUCCUUUUUGCUCCUCUUUUUGUUUUCUGCCACGAAGAUGAUGUUUUAAGAGGAAGGCAUGUAUGUUGGUACUCGGCUGCAUGCCUGUGAAUAUCUUCAGUGACAAGCAGCAGGCUGGCCCACUCUAGCAUUAUAUUGCUACACCGAGGCAGGUUCUCUCUCCCCCAAAAAUGCAGUUGCAACAAUUAUUUAGCAUUUCUAAUAACUCUACAAAUGUUCAUACAUCAGUAACGGUAAAAGCUUAGUGUAGCGAAACGGAAAGGUUUUCCAGGGUGACUAGAGAAGAGCAGUGAUAUAGGUCCAGAGGGGUUUCCAUGCUUUUUCAGUAGCAUGGCGCUAUUCAUGUGGGGUAGAAGCCAUGGUGAGAUGGUUGGAUUCCCCCAGCUGACUGAUACUGUUCAAUUCUUGAAAAAGAACAGCAGAAAUGUUGUGACUUGAGCUAAACUGUGGCAAAGUGAAAGACGCUGGUCCAUUAGAACUGGCAGCAAAGGGUUUAUGUGUAAAUUAAAGUGCAGAUGAGUACUUUGAAACUGUGAAGAGUUUUUUUGCCGAAGGUCUAAUUAUUGCAGUAAUAGGGUUUAGUAAGGAGGUUACUGCAUUUGCUAGUGUUACUGUAUAUUUGUUCUGAUGGGCUUGAACAGCCCAUACCCAGAAGCCUGUAAAUAUCCAUGUUUUGUUUUGUUGAUGUAGGUUCCCUUUGCCAUUAACCAUAUCAGAAUUUCCUCCUUAGAUACUGAUUCCCAAGCGAAAAGGAAAAAGUAAACACAAAGUCUUCUUUGUGAUUUUUUUUUUCAGAGGGGCUUUGUAUUAAAUGCUGCUAUUUCUAAUGUUGUGCACUUAAUGUAACCCAGAAAAGGGACAGAACAUUGAUACCAAACGGUUUAGUCUGCCAGGUAAACUAUAUUAUAGUACAGUGCCGCUUUGUCCCAUGUACAGUCAUGCUCCUGUCAUCUUCUUCCUUUUGUUUAUAUGUUAAUGCACUUUUUUUCUUUUGCUGGCUCUGUAUUUGUUUCAGUCCUUGUGGUCACAUUUCAGUGGCUUACUUGGCUCAGUGCUAUUUGCCACUAUAAAGGUUGCAGGCAAACAAGUCUGUUUAACAGAAUUAUGUUAUUAGUUGGAAUACUUUCUGCUGUAUAUUGCUGAGCUGUACACACACAACUCUGUCCAGUCUUUCUAUGCAGAACCUAACCCCAAGUGAUCUGCUUAACAGUUGUGGUUACAGUAAUAUGUAGAACAUAGUAUCUCCUUACAUGAAUUGCAUGAUGGCUUCUAAAAGAGGACAGGGCGGAGUGCUGGCGUUAUUGGCUGGCCUCUCAGCCGCUUGCUGUAGGUGAGCAGUGACACCUCUUACUUAUCAAGGGCUGCAAAGGAAGGGCAUUCAUAACUGUAAAGGGGAAGCUGUCAUGUAAAAUCUCAAAAAUUCAGUGUACCGUCACACUUUAUUACUUUUCAAAAUAAGCAGCUUUCAGUGUCAAUUCAUUCUAGGUAUUGAGUAGCUUUAGAGGGUGUCCACCAAUCCUAGGUGCAGCAUCAUUUGCCAUUUAAGCUCUCUUUUAUAGUGGAAAGGUGCCUAAACAUCAUUGCUGUCAUUCCCACUUGCAGAACUCCUACAUAUGCACAACACUUGUUUCCUCAAUGCCUGCCUUCACAGGGCAUAAUGCAGAAAGAACUAGAGAGAUUUUUGGAGCGUUUUGGGCAUUUUAGAGAAUAAUAUUCCUUUUCCUGUGUUUGUUUCCCAUUGGGCCGUGCUCUCAGCUUAACCACUAGUGUUACACCUCAUAAAUCUGAGAGUGCUGUACUCUGAACACCAGGCACUGCUGCCGCGCCUCCGUUGUUGGAGAGCAGUAAAUCCGGUGUUGGAAAUAAAGUGUCUGAUUGGGUACACACACGGCAAGUUCCCUUCCCAGGUGGUGUUAUGGAAACAUGUUCCGUAACUGUCUGCAUUGUGGCCUAAUACAUUAUUAUGUGUAUAUCAUCUGGUAACCCACAGUGAAGGAUAUGGGAAGGGAAUGAUUUCAUUUGGAUUUGUUCUGGUAGCUACAGCUAAAUGAACGGGACGGAAGCAAUGGCAAAUGAGAAUACAUUUCUGUAAAAUAUUGUGUACAACUUAAGUGCUGUAAAGGUGAAUCACUUCAAAUAAAUACACAUUCAGAUGUC